CCACAAACUGUAAUAAUGAACACUAAGGUUUUCCUUCUUCUUGGACUGGCAGCCGUUGUUGCUGCAGAUAGUCUGGAAACUUACGCGUACAGGCCUCAGGGUUCCUCUGAAGAGUCAUUCGAGUCAUACGAGUCAGGAGAAGCCAAGUAUGACUUCAGUUAUGCCGUUCAGCACGAAGACUCCGGCAACGACUUCGGUCACGAGGAAGCCCGUGACGGCGACCACACUCAGGGAUCCUACUACGUGAGGCUUCCCGACACCCGCCUGCAGACUGUCAAGUACUUCGUGGACGGCGACUCCGGGUACGUGGCUGAUGUGAACUACGAGGGCGAGGCUCGUUUCCCCGACUCCUACGAGUCUGCUUCCUUCGAGUCCCGGGAGUACAGGCCCCCAAGGCCAAUCUACACCUACGGCUCCAACGAGUCCAAAUAAAUUCGUUUCGGAAACCUGAUUAUUAAAUAUGAC
This is a messenger RNA of Penaeus monodon (black tiger shrimp), 465 nucleotides long. Its product is annotated as pro-resilin-like. The coding region runs from base 16 to 432 and encodes 138 amino acids. The record is from RefSeq and is a predicted model, not a curated record. Lineage: Eukaryota; Metazoa; Arthropoda; Malacostraca; Decapoda; Penaeidae. Gene Ontology annotation, cellular component: extracellular matrix. The transcript has 3 exons.